Messenger RNA from Syngnathus acus (greater pipefish), 2103 nucleotides. RefSeq names its product chromosome 4 C1orf53 homolog (gene c4h1orf53). The record is from RefSeq and is a predicted model, not a curated record. The transcript is spliced from 4 exons. NCBI's taxonomy places the organism in Eukaryota, Metazoa, Chordata, Actinopteri, Syngnathiformes, Syngnathidae. The coding region runs from base 162 to 629 and encodes 155 amino acids.
CGUACUUUUCAAACAGGAAGUCGUGCACUCAUCACUGUCAGCGACUCUUGCCGAGGCAAGUCAAUGAAAAGUCAGGAAAAGGGAGAAUAAAACUUGAGCUCGUCAGUCAUUAGAUAUUUAAGACAUGUUACGUAUUGAUAGUCGCUUAUUAAACGUUGACAAUGCAUUGCCAACGUUGUAGAAAAGGAGUAGCGCUUAGCGUUUUGACUCUACUUCACGUCCAGUGUAAGGAACGACUUGCAACACUCAUGUCAAGCACGAAGCUGCAUGUGGACGGCUCGAGGCGACCCGAAGACGCGUCGGAAAACAGAACCGAACCACAACAAGCUAGUAGACAGCUGACGGAGGAGGAGCUGCUCAUUCAUAAAUUCCACACAGAAGCGUGUCAGGCAGAGAAGCAGAUGUAUAUUGAUCCUUCCAGUGGCUACAAGGUGUUCACAGAGUAUGCUCACCUUCAGCGAGGGAAGUGCUGUGGCAGUGCUUGCAGACAUUGUCCAUAUGGCCAAGUCGACGUGAAGGACCCUGCGAUGAAGAAAAGGACGAUGGCACUCGCCACUGCCGCCGCAGAGCAAAAGAGAGCUGUCCAGUUUGUAACUGUGACCAGACGUGCUCCAGUCGCAACCAGUUGACAGGCCGAGCAGCUCCCUCCUGCCUCAGCUGUCCCCGCCGCCCUUCUCUCCAUCUCAAACAGGCACAGCAGCCCUGCGGCGGCCAACGGCUUGGACCACAGUCACUUACAGCAUCUCCAUCACAGUCGGCCACACAAUGACACAUGCUUGGCAGGGGGUCAAAAAAAAAAUGAGUGUCAUUCCUAUGAUUGCUGAAAGGAACAUCAGUCCCUGCAAUUGGCGUGGCCCCGCCUUAUUUAUUAGAAGCGUCUUGAUGUUCAAGCAGUAUUUGAGCAGCCCCUCCAUCAACGUCUGGUCUCCAUAGACCAAUGUCAGCUCCCCCUCAGGGUAGCAUCCUGCUCAACCAGAUAGAUCCCUGUGCUAGAAUUAGUGAUAAAAACAUGGCCGCCGCGUGACAGUCAGGGUGCCAGAUUCCAUCGGACAAGCAGGGCUGCAAAUAGCUCAGAGGGCCACGUUUCUCCCCUGGACCGCAACUGGUGCACACGCUGAUGCCAGGCCCAAGCCGUGGCCGCCAGAUGAGCCCAGAUAAAAGGAGACACUCACUGGCACCUCAACGAGGUACUCUUUUUGCCAUAUUUUACUCCAACCUAACCACAUGUGUGGGCAGUUAACUCGGUCUGCAAGGACUUGGGGACCGGAAGGUCAUAGGUUUGGCGCCCAUCAAGUCCAGAAGCCUAUUUACAGCCCUUAUGGUGGAUAAAGUGUUAUUGGAUGUUUAAAGGAGAAGGACAGAGCCAGUUUUGACAACAUUACAGUACUUGCAAACGUUCCCUAAACCUACACUUUGUUGUAGCGCAGUAAAGAACAUCCAUCCAUCAUGUUACCUUGUCCUUUCUAGUGUGGCCAGAUAUCAACUCAUACGUGCACCAGCUCCCCUGGAGGAUAGUCGGUCCCCAGGGGACGGAGGUGGUGGCGGCUGUUGGAGCUGUUCUGGGUGUAGUGGGGGGGUGCAGGCAGCAGUUGGUGUGCAGAGACCAGAGGCUCAGACUAGCUAGUUAAGAGCUUCUCUCUCCUAUCCUCCAUCUGCCAGGGACUGUGCUUGUGAUUUGAGCUCCAGCAGAGCAGAGCAGAGCAGGGAGGAGAUCGAAGGAGGGGUCUUGGGUAAGGGGGGAGCAGAAAGAGAUGCAAAAUGGUGAGGAAUAGAAAGAAGGAAGGGCUAGGUAGGAUAUGAGAUGCCUGAAAUGUCCAUUGAAAGCAUCAUUGUCCAGAGACACCCAAGAGCUCCAUGUAUAGGAAAAAAAUAUUUGUAUGUAUGUUAUAUUUGUAAGUUCACAGUAGUGAUAAAAUAAGUGCCUAAUUCCGACCCAUGAAGGUCAAUUCUGACUAAAAUAUAUAUAUAUAUAUUUUGGGGCAAAACAACCCAGGACAACUUGGGUUGGUCAAAUUUUUAACCCAAAUUGGGUUGUUAUUAACCCAACAUUUGUAGGGGUUUAUUUACGAGGAAACCGUGAGGUGGGUUCAUUUUGUAAAAAAA